AUGGCCGUGGUGCAUCGGCUGGCAGCAGGGUGGCUGGUGGAUCACCUGGCCUUCAUCAACCAGUGUGGCUACGAGAUCUGGGACGCCUCUCUUGUGUCCUGGCUGCAGAAACGCAAACGGCAGCAGGAGCUGAACCAGGGGGAGCUGGAGGCCCUGCACUACCACUGCAAGGUCAGGAAGCUCAUCUGGGAAGGCAGCCUGGCUUUGGUGCAGGAAGGGCUGAGGAGUGGAUUCCUUCAGCCCAGCGCUGCAGCACUGGGUCCCAAGAGGAGAGCUGUCCCUGGGCACGGUGGCUGUGGGCUGGCUGAGCUCUGUGACAUGGGCAAGCAGUUGCCAGCUGGGGGUGGAUGCCUGCAGCCAGCUGUGCAGCUGCUAGGGGAGGAGAGCUCCCUUCCAGAGCAGGCCCUGCUCUCCUGCCUGACAGAGAACAGCUCCAGCUCUGCCAGGAUCCUGGUGCUCAUGGGGCAGAAGUACCUGGUGCCUCCAAGGAGCAGCUUCCUCCUCUCUGAUGUCUCCUGCCUGCAGCCCCUGCUGAGCUGUGAGUAUCUGCAGCUGCCAGGGCUGAGCUCUGGCCUCCCUGCUGCCUGGGCAGGAGCACAGCUGCUGCAGGCUGCCAAGGUGCUGCUUCGCCAGAGGAGAUUUGAGGUCAUUGUGCUGGACCCCCCGUGGGAGAACAAGUCCCUGAAGAGGAGCAAGAGCUACAGCCCCCUGGCCCCCUGGCAGAUCAAGCAGCUCCCUGUGCCCGCCCUGGCAGCGCCCAGCUGCCUGGUGCUCACCUGGGUGACCAACAGGCAGCGGCACCUGCGCUUCGUCAGGGAGCAGCUCUACCCUCACUGGGCCCUGCAGCCCCUGGCAGAGUGGUACUGGGUCAAGAUCACCAGGGCUGGAGAGUUUGUGCUGCCUCUGGACUCCCUGCACAAGAAGCCCUACGAGGUGCUGGUGCUGGGGAGGGCUGGAGCAGCCCCCCAGGAGGCCUCCAGGGAAGCUGAAGCUGUGCCUGAAAUCCCAGCUCAGAAGCUGAUUGUCAGUGUCCCCUGCAGCCUGCACUCACACAAGCCCCCCUGGCUGGUAGGGGUGCUGGCAGAGUUUGUCAAGCCAGAUGUGCAGUGCCUGGAGCUCUUUGCCCGCAGCCUGCAGCCCGGCUGGACCAGCUGGGGAAACGAGGUCCUCAAGUUCCAGCACAUGGAUUAUUUCACUCCUCUGGGGGAUGAAAGCUGA
This is a messenger RNA of Dryobates pubescens (Downy woodpecker), 1218 nucleotides long. RefSeq names its product methyltransferase 4, N6-adenosine (gene METTL4). NCBI's taxonomy places the organism in Eukaryota, Metazoa, Chordata, Aves, Piciformes, Picidae. Gene Ontology annotation, molecular function: RNA methyltransferase activity; site-specific DNA-methyltransferase (adenine-specific) activity. The record is from RefSeq and is a predicted model, not a curated record. Gene Ontology annotation, cellular component: nucleus; RNA N6-methyladenosine methyltransferase complex; cytosol. The transcript has 8 exons. Bases 1 to 1218 code for a protein of 405 amino acids.